AUGGAGAUGUCUGCCCAGAGGUUAAUUUCUAACAGAACUUCCCAGCAAUCUGCGUCUAAUUCUGAUUAUACCUGGGAAUAUGAGUAUUAUGAGAUUGGACCAGUUUCCUUUGAAGGACUGAAGGCUCAUAAAUAUUCCAUUGUGAUUGGAUUUUGGGUUGGACUUGCAGUCUUUGUGAUUUUCAUGUUUUUUGUGCUGACCUUGCUGACCAAGACAGGAGCCCCACACCAAGACAAUGCAGAGUCUUCAGAGAAGAGGUUCAGAAUGAACAGCUUUGUGUCAGACUUUGGAAGACCUCUGGAGCCAGAUAAGGUGUUUUCUUGCCAGGCCAACGAGGAGUCCAGGUCUCUCUUUCACUGCUACAUCAAUGAAGUAGAACACUUGGACAGGGCCAAAGCUUGUCACCAGAUCACAGCCAUCGACAGUGAUGUCCAACUCCAGGAAGCCAUCAGAAGCUGCAGGCGGCCAGAGGAGGAGCUGAACAGGCUCAUGGAGUUUGACAUCCCCAACUUCGUGAACACAGACCAGAAGUCCUCCUUUGGGGAAGAUGAUCUUCUGAUUUCUGAACCACCUAUUGUUCUAGAAAACAAGCCAGUUUCCCAGACCUUGCACAAAGACCUGGAUUAA
Messenger RNA from Cynocephalus volans (Philippine flying lemur), 627 nucleotides. RefSeq names its product melanocortin 2 receptor accessory protein 2 (gene MRAP2). Lineage: Eukaryota; Metazoa; Chordata; Mammalia; Dermoptera; Cynocephalidae. Gene Ontology annotation, cellular component: endoplasmic reticulum; plasma membrane. The record is from RefSeq and is a predicted model, not a curated record. Gene Ontology annotation, molecular function: type 5 melanocortin receptor binding; type 4 melanocortin receptor binding; corticotropin hormone receptor binding. The transcript is spliced from 3 exons. The coding region runs from base 1 to 627 and encodes 208 amino acids. Gene Ontology annotation, biological process: regulation of adenylate cyclase-activating G protein-coupled receptor signaling pathway; protein localization to plasma membrane.